Aureobasidium subglaciale EXF-2481 is the source of this 390-nucleotide messenger RNA. RefSeq lists its product as uncharacterized. The record is from RefSeq and is a predicted model, not a curated record. The transcript is spliced from 2 exons. Gene Ontology annotation, molecular function: oxidoreductase activity. Bases 24 to 326 code for a protein of 100 amino acids. Lineage: Eukaryota; Fungi; Ascomycota; Dothideomycetes; Dothideales; Saccotheciaceae.
CUCCACCACACAAGCCGAUCAAGAUGGUUUUUAUCGUCUCCGCACUCUACAAAAAGACCGAGAACUUCAAGCUCGACUACUACAAAGACCACCACAUGCCUCUCGCAAUGGAGAGAUUCAAGUCCUUUGGACUCAAGUCAUACAAGAUUUCAGAGCUCAAUUCGGAAGUAUCGCAAGGUUACGCUGUACAUACCAUCAUGGAGUGGGACAGUGAAGAGGGCAUGAUGAAAGGCUUUGCCGAGCAUGGACAGGAGAUGAGGGAUGACUUAGACAACUUCUCGGAUGUCGAACCAGUGGGACUUCAACCGUCAACAUCAUUGGAGUGACUGCAGUAAUGGCAAUGUCGCCACACACUGGUGAACGCAACGCGACCGGCAUGCUUAAGCUGAG